UUCCGGCCCGGACAUGGCCGCUGGAUGCAGGAAGCAGAGGGCCCGUUGUGUACAACACUGAACAACAGUAGACAAGCUAUCAUAUAAUAGAUCGGACCGUUCGACUCGCCAGUCCGCGGUGUCCCGGCGUGGUCCGGUUUUGCAAAUCCACAGCCAACAGCUUUCGUUUGGAAAUUAACCAUGGCUAGCGCUCAACUAUUCGAGGAACCUUUCGAUGCGGAUGAGUACAUCGAGCGGCUGGCAUGGAGGACCCCAGGAGGAGGCUCCAAAGGAGGGGCUGAGGCGUUUGACCCCAAAAGGCUGCUGGAGGAGUUUGAGAAGCACAUCGAGGAGCUCAAGCAGUUGGACGAGCGCAUCCAGAGGAGGGUGGAAAAGCUGGAGCAACAGUGCCACCGGGAGGCCAAGGAGUUCGCCCGCAAAGUGCAAGACCUGCAGAGGAGCAACCAGGUGGCAUUCCAGCACUUCCAGGAGCUGGACGAGCACAUCAGCUACGUUGCUACGAAGGUGUGCCACCUCGGCGACCAGCUGGAAGGUGUGAACACGCCGCGGCAAAGGGCGGUGGAGGCCCAGCGCCUCAUGACCUACUUCAACGAGUUCCUGGAUGGGGAGCUGCGCAGCGACGUCUUCAACAACCCAGACAAGAUUAAAGAAGCUGCUGACAUUAUUCAGAAGCUGCACCUCAUCGCCCAGGAGCUGCCGUUUGACAGGUUUGCUGAUGUCAAAGCCAAGAUUGCCAGUAAAUACCAUGAUCUGGAGCGUCAGCUGAUCCAGGAGUUCACGGCCGCUCAGCGCAGGGGCGAGAUCGGCCGCAUGCGGGAGGUGGCCGCAGUCCUGCUGCACUUCAAGGGCUAUGCACAUUGUGUGGAUGUCUACAUCAAACAGUGCCAGGAGGGGGCCUACGCACGGGCAGACGUGUUUGAAGACACCGCCCUCCUGUGCCAGCGCGUCAACAAGCAGGUGGGCGAGGUCUUCUGCAGCCCGGAGACCGUCAUGGCAAAGCUCAUCCAGAACAUUUUCGAGAACAAGCUGCAGACCCAUGUGAGGGACAAACUUGAGGAGACCCGGCGGUCCGAUGCAGAGCAGUACCUCAAGAACCUGUACGACCUCUACACCAGGACGACGACCCUGGCCACCAAGCUAAUGGAGUUCAACCUGGGCUCGGACAAGCACACCUUCCUGUCCAAACUGAUCAAGAACAUCUUCUCGUCCCACCUGGAGAGCUACAUGGACAUGGAGCGGGAAUACCUGCGCACACGCAGCUCCAUGAUCCUGCAGCGCUACUACGACUCCAAGAACCACCAGAAGCGCCCGCUCGGCACCGGCAGCAUCCAGGAGCUGAAGGAACGCAUCCGACAGCGCACCAACCUGCCGCUGGGGCCCAGCAUCGACACCCACGGGGAGACCUUCCUCUCCCAGGAGGUGGUGGUCAACCUGCUGCAGGAGACGCGCCACGCCUUUGAACGUUGCCACAGGCUAUCAGACCCCUCUGACCUGCCCAAGAAUGCCUUCUCCAUCUUCCUGCUGCUGGUGGAGCACCUGUGUGUAGACCACAUUGACUAUGCGCUGGAGAUCGGCCUGUCAGCUAUCCCCUCAGCCGACGCGAAGAAUGCCAACCUCUACUUCCUGGAUGUGGUGCAGCAGGCCAACACCAUCUUCCACCUCUUUGACAAGCAGUUCAAUGACCACCUCAUGCCACUCAUCAGCUCCUCCCCCAAGCUCACCGAGUGCCUGCACAAGAAAAAGGAGGUGAUCGAGCAGAUGGAGGUCAAGCUGGACACUGGUAUUGACAGGACUCUGAACUGCAUGGUGGGCCAGAUGAAGCACAUCCUGGCCACUGAGCAGAAGAAGACCGACUUCAAGCCGGAGGACGAGAACAACGUGAUGAUCCAGUAUACCAAUGCCUGCUCCAAGGUGUGCGCCUACGUCAGCAAGCAGGUGGAGAAGGUGCGGCAGUCGAUGGACGGGAAGAACGUGGACACGGUGCUGACAGAGCUGGGCGUGCGCUUCCACCGCCUCAUCCACGAGCACCUGCAGCAGUUCAGCUACAGCUCCAUGGGCGGCAUGCUGGCCAUCUGCGACGUGGCCGAGUACCGGCGCUGUGCCAAGGACUUCCGGGUCCCCCUGGUACUGCAGCUCUUCGACACCCUCCAUGCUCUGUGUAACCUCCUGGUGGUUGCCCCUGAUAACCUGAAGCAGGUGUGCUCAGGGGAGCAGCUCACCAACCUGGACCGUAACCUGCUGCACGCCUUCGUCCAGCUGAGGGCUGACUACCGCUCUUCCAGGCUGGGCCGCCACUUCAGCUAACGACCUCCAGAGGUCGCCGUAACUUCCCUGUAGCCAACAACACUACUGCCCAAUCACACCGCACCUACCAUAUCUCUCUAUCUACCUUCUAUAAUCAACAGCCUCAUCCCCAGGAAGUUCAACAAAUUCCAGCGUCCCUUCCCCCCCCCCAC
Megalops cyprinoides (Indo-Pacific tarpon) is the source of this 2456-nucleotide messenger RNA. It is a transcript of the gene exoc5, whose product is annotated as exocyst complex component 5. The transcript has 18 exons. The record is from RefSeq and is a predicted model, not a curated record. Gene Ontology annotation, cellular component: exocyst; cytoplasm. The coding region runs from base 181 to 2304 and encodes 707 amino acids. Gene Ontology annotation, biological process: Golgi to plasma membrane transport; exocytosis. NCBI's taxonomy places the organism in Eukaryota, Metazoa, Chordata, Actinopteri, Elopiformes, Megalopidae.